AUGAUCCCUCGGUGGCUGCUACUUGUAGUGAGCCUGCUGCUGGCAUUGGCUUGUCAGCCAGUAGCGGCGGAAGCGAACAAACCCAAGGUCAUCUCCCAUAAACUGGACAGCGCGCCCGCCGACCUGUUCUACUUCCACGGCACGAACACGAUCCUAUACCGCGACACUAAGACGAGAACCGCACACGUUUCCUUCGAUGGCGGCGAUAAAUGGGAUAAGAUCAAUGGUGCAGAUGAUAGCAUGGCAGGCAAGGCCGAGCUGAUCUGGAAGCACCCUUACGAUAAGAAUCGCGCUUACAUCCUCGGCCAAGGUGGAAAACACUGGAUCACUACCGAUCAGGCUAAAACUUGGAGUUCCUUUAAGGUGGAUGUCGCGCCUUUCGCGUCCAUGCGGUCGUUCCCACUGGAGUUCAAUGGCUGGGAUCCUAAGAAGGUUAUCUUCAUGGGCCUGGGCGAUUGUUCUCUUCUUGGCUGUAUGCCUGUGGCCUACUACACGGUGGAUGACUUCAAAACCGUCAAGCCAUUGCGAGAACCUGCGUUCCAAUGUAUGUGGGCCGCAAGCCGCCCGCAGUUCGCGUUGGAUUUGGAGGUGUCGGAUUCGAUGGGCGAUCGCAUCAUUUGUGUGGUGCCGGCAUUGACAGGACACUUUGAUCAUAAGAUCAGGGAAGUCUUGAUCCAUUCCGAUAACUUCUUCCAUGAUGGCCCCGAGGGCACCGCGUCGAAAUUGAGCGACGGUCAACCACUGAGCGGUGCUAGUGUGCAGAUUCGCUCCGUCACCAAGUACAUGGUUGCGCGACUCCAAUCUGCAGGCACCGCAGAGCAGGCUCUGUACAUUAGUGAUGACACGAAUGUGUGGCACCGGGCCGAAUUCGGAAAGCACCGCAUCGAGGAGGAUGCCUAUACCUUGUUGGAAAGCACCAACUACAGCAUUCAGAUUGACGUGCAAACCACCUGGCACGAUAACCGCAUGGGUAGCCUUUGGUCUUCCAACUCGAAUGGUACCUACUUCACUCGAAACAUUGAGCACACAAACCAGGAUCUGAACGGUCUGGUGGACUUUGAGAGAGUCACAGACAUUCAGGGUAUCACGAUUGUCAACACUGUUAAGAACUGGGAGGAGGCAUCAAAAUCCGAUUCCAAGGAGAAGAAACUUAUCAGUAGUAUUAGUUUUGACGAUGCGCGAACUUUCCAGUCUCUCAAGGCUGAUGGCGACGAGCUGCACAUCCACUCGAUGACAACAUAUGUCGCGCUGCGCGAGAUCCCCAUGCCUGAUCACCGGAUGUUCUCUAGCCCGGCACCUGGCUUGGUCAUGGGUGUUGGUAAUACUGGAGGCCACCUCAAGGAAUACUCCGAGGGUGAUCUCUAUGUAUCCGACACCGCGGGUCUCACCUGGCGUCACGCACUUAAGGGCCCACACCGUUUUGAAUUCGGUGACCAGGGAGGUGUGAUUGUGGCGGUUGCUGAUGGCACUAAGACCAAGGAGGUCAAAUUCUCCAUCGAUCAUGGUAAAGAGUGGGAGUCCUUCAAAUUGGAGGAUGAGAUCAGGCCUUUGUAUUUGAUCACGACACCGGAUUCGACCAGUCUGAAGUUCGUUCUGGUUGGAAUCUCGGCUGAUGACAAGAUCAUUAUGUAUUCUAUUGAUUUCGACAACCUCCACGAGCGCCAGUGUGGAUCAGGAGAUCUCGAAGAGUGGACCGCCCGUCUCAACGAAAAAGGCGAAGCAGAUUGCCUAAUGGGCCACAAGCAGUUCUACUACCGCCGCAAGGCCAACGCGGAUUGCUUCAUCAAGAAGGAAUUCACCAUCUCUGCCCCCGAAUUCAAGCCUUGCAAGUGUUCUGCGGAGGACUUUGAGUGUGAUUACAAUUUUGUCCGCAGUGAAGACCGCAAAGAAUGUGUCCCAGCUGUCUCCCUGACGCCUCCGGCUGGCAAGUGCAAGGACUCUGACGACAAGUACAUGGGUCCUUCAGGGUGGCGUCUCAUCCCCGGCAACGCAUGCAUCCGCGAUGGUGGCGAAGACCUCGAGCGCGAGGUUGAGCGUUCUUGCUCGAAUGUCACCGCCCCGAUUGUUGCCGAUGGCAAACCUCGUGCUGGAAAGCCGCAUUCGAUCUCUGCCAAGGAGACCGUUUACUUCUACCUCGAACGACAAGCCAGUAACAGCGGAGAUGAUGAGACUCUUAUGAUGCUUACGGAUAAGUUCGAGCUUUUCAAAUCGCACGACCAUGGCCGGACUUGGGAGAAAGCUAUCAAGGACCAUGACGUUAAAAUUAUGGAGAUGGUUCAGCAUCCAUACUUCAGUGAUGCUGCCUUCUUCCUCACCGAUAAAAAGAAGAUUUACUAUACCAUCAACCAUGGAAAAUCUUUCCACUCCUUCGAGGCACCCUCGACGCCAACCAAGGAGCCCCUUAUUCCUCUCAGAUUCAAUGAGAAGUACCAGGACACACUUAUCUGGAUUGGCAAUGAGAGCUGUGAGGGUAAGAACUGUCGCUCGGAGGCAUACAUUACCGAUAAACGGGGCGCUAGUUGGGACCCGAUGCUUAUUGGUGUCGGUAAAUGUGACUUUGCAUUCCAAGAGGGUCGGGAGAACAGCACAAAGCUCAUUCUCUGCGAACAAUAUGAGAAAGAAGAAACGGCCAACAACCGACAGCUGGUGAUCAGUGAUGACAAUUUCUCUACGAAGAAGACCCUCUUUGAGAACAUCGCCCAUUACGGAACCAAGGACAAGUUCAUUGUCACAGCUUGGUACAGUGGAAACCAGAACAUGUAUCUGAAUGCCAGUGUCAGCGUGGAUGGUCGCACCUUCGCGGAUGCCCAUUUCCCCUUCAACAUUGACGUUCCCUCUUAUACAAUCCUCCCCAGCUCCCCACACGCACUAUUCCUGAUCGUGGAGGUCUUCAAGGCCGAAGGACGUAGCUACGGGUCCUUGGUCAAGAGCAACAGCAACGGUACCUACUUUGUUUCCAGCCUCGAGGCUGUCAACGUGAAUGACAGAGGUAAUGCCGACUUUGAAAAGAUGGAGGGGUUGGAGGGCGUGCUGCUCGCCAACGUCGUGGCCAACAAGGACGAAGUGAAGGCCAAGGGAGCUGGCAAAAAGGUGCGAUCUCAGAUCACCCACAACGACGGUGGCCAGUGGAUGCUACUGGCUCCUCCUUCCAAGGGUGUCGAUGGCAAAAAGUUUGGCUGUUCCGUCACGGAGGGCAAGGGCACCGAGCAGUGUGCGCUUCAUCUACACCUUUACACGGAGCGUCGCGACGACCGUGAUACUUUGGAUUCCGGUUCUGCGAUCGGCUUGAUGCUCGCCCAAGGCAACGUCGGCGAGUAUCUCGGCAAGAAGGAAGAAUCUGACACUUUCCUUACCAGGGAUGGCGGUAUCACCUGGACUCAGGUCAGUAAGGGACGGUACCAGUGGGAAUAUGGUGCCGCCGGCUCUGUAAUUGUCCUCGUCAAAGACCAACAGGCCACCAAGGUCGUGCACUAUUCCCUGGACGAGGGCGCCACCUGGAACGAGUUCCAGUUCUCGGAUGCCGAAAUGGUCAUUGACGAUAUCUCAACCGUGCCCUCUGACACCUCGAAGAACUUCCUGCUCUGGGGCACAGACCCUAAAACUUCCGGCAAGCGUGUGUCUAUCCCUCUCGACUUCAGCGCCAUCUGGAGCAGAGACUGCAAGGAUGAUGAGAACGACUUUGAGAUCUGGACCCCUAGCCACCCUCUCCAGGAAGAGAACUGUCUUUUCGGUCAUGUCGAGCAGUACCACCGCAAGAAACCGACAGCGGAGUGCUGGAACCCCUGGCGCACGCCUCAUAUUCACAGCAUUGGCCGGAACUGCACUUGCACCCGCGCUGAUUUCGAAUGUGACUACAACUACGAGAUUCAAAAUGACGGUAGCUGCGGUCUGGUCCCCGGCCUCCCCAAGCCAGACCACAGCGCCCAGUGCAAGGAAGACCCCGAGAUGGUCCAGUACUGGGAGCCAACCGGAUACCGCCGCAUCCCACAGACAACCUGUGAAGGCGGAUUCCUUCUAGACCAGGACGUCUCCCACGCCUGCCCGAACAAGGAAGACGAAUAUAACAAGCAGCACGGCAUCAGCGGUGUCGGUCUCUUCUUCGCAAUCGUCACUCCGAUCGCAGUCGCCGCCGGUAUCGGGUACUACGUGUACACACACUGGGACGGCAAGUUCGGCCAGAUCCGUCUGGGCGAAGGCGGCAGCGUCAGUUCGAGCUGGCUUUCCAGGGAUUCCGUCCUAGUCGCAGUGCCCGUGGCAAUCAUCGCUGGUGUUGUCGCGGUCGGUCAGUCCCUACCUUUGUUGGCUAAGAGCCUUUGGCGUACCGCGUCUGGCUGGUUCCGUUCCAGUGGCCGGGGAUACCAGCGGCCUUAUUCGACGCGUGGCUCGUUCGCAGCACGUCGGGGUGAUUACGCUCAUGUUGUAGACGAUGAGGAUGAACUACUUGGUGCUGAUGACUUUGAUGAAGAUGAGGAGGCAUGA
Molecule: messenger RNA, 4479 nt
Organism: Penicillium antarcticum
Lineage: Eukaryota; Fungi; Ascomycota; Eurotiomycetes; Eurotiales; Aspergillaceae
Product: vacuolar protein sorting/targeting protein 10
Exons: 1
Coding region: 1-4479 (1492 amino acids)
Biological process (GO): Golgi to vacuole transport; Golgi to endosome transport; protein targeting to vacuole
Cellular component (GO): Golgi apparatus; membrane
Molecular function (GO): protein binding
Source: RefSeq, a predicted model, not a curated record